Molecule: messenger RNA, 2049 nt
Organism: Eremothecium sinecaudum
Lineage: Eukaryota; Fungi; Ascomycota; Saccharomycetes; Saccharomycetales; Saccharomycetaceae
Product: flavin-containing monooxygenase
Exons: 1
Coding region: 1-2049 (682 amino acids)
Molecular function (GO): flavin adenine dinucleotide binding; monooxygenase activity
Source: RefSeq, a predicted model, not a curated record
AUGCCACCUUCAGCAGCUAACACUCCAUCCGCUCACGAGAAAUGUACUACCUGUGGAACAGUUCUCAAGCACACAACUUGUGGUAAUUCGCAGGAAGACUAUUACAAUACAGAAAUUUACCCGCCAAUCCUAGAACAUGCAGUUAAUCACGAUCUACCCGCGGCUAAGAUAUACGGUGUACAUACACCAUAUCCCGAGUUAAUCCAGGAUAUAAACGAUGACCACUUGAAAUCUUUAGUCGAGGAGUGGGUCUCAAAGUUUAACGCAGUAUUACAGGAUAUAAAAGCUGGUCUCGACAAACGUCACGUUGAUGCUAAGUUUGAUGGACUUUUUGCAAACCAUGUGGCUUGGAGAGACCAUUUAGCUCUUGGCUGGAACUUCCAUACGUUCAAUGGUCUCAAGGCCUUGAAAAAACGGGUGAUUCCACGGUUAUACACCGUAAAAAUUGAAGAUAUUGUAUUAGACGACUUGGCGGAUUACCGUUACAAGCUUGGGUUUGGUAAAGUUGUGAUGCACGAGAAAACCGCAGAGCAUCCUUCUAUAGAAUGGAUCCAAAUCUAUUACAAUUUCGUGAAUAAGAUUGGUUCAGGAAAGGGCGUAGGGAGAUUAGCUGCUGUAAAGGAUCCUGUUACAGGGGCUGGUAAAUUAAUGUGCUUCACAUUAUAUACCGUCUUGGAAGACUUAAAGGCUAGUCCUGAAAAGGUACUUCGUAAUAGGCCUGAGGGGGUUGAUCACGGUCCACACAAGGACCGACAAUCUUGGCUCGAGGUCAGGGAACGUGAAACAACAUUUACUGAAACCCACCAACCCACAGUGUUAAUUGUGGGAGGCGGGCAAGGCGGUUUAUCCCUCGCGGCCCGGUUAAAGAGCUUUGGAAUCAACUCUCUAAUCGUGGAGAAAAACCAUAAGGUUGGCGACAAUUGGAGAAACCGUUACAAAUUCUUAGUGUUACACGACCCUGUCUGGUACGACGAGAUGCCUUAUAUCAACUUUCCCCCUACUUGGCCUGUGUAUACUCCUAAGGACAAGUUGGGUGAUUGGUUUGAUAGUUACGCUAAGAGCUUAGACUUAAAUAUCCAAUGUGAUACCACAGCCGUUGGUGCUUCGUUCGACGAUGUUACACGGAGGUGGAAAGUUGAAGUAAGGAACAACUUAACCGGUGCCAUAAACUUCUUCAGACCCAGUCACUUGGUAAUGGCCACCGGUCAUUCAGGUGAACCACGUAUCCCCCAUUUUGAAGGCCAAGAACACUUUCAAGGUAAAAUUGUGCACUCGUCCCAACACGGUUCAGGGGCACAAUACAAAGGAGGAAAAGCACUUGUUGUUGGAGGCUGUAACUCCGCACAUGAUAUCUGUCAGGAUUUCUAUGAACAAGGUGUAGAUGUCACCAUGUUGCAGAGGUCAUCGACAUGUAUUAUCACGUCGACUCACGGUACUGUAAUCAACAACAAGGACUUGUACGAUGAAGAUGGUCCUAAAACCGAAACCGCUGACCGUAUCUUUCAUUCUAUGCCUAUACACUUGAUGAACGGCGUUAUGCAACAGCAGUUCCGUUCUUCUUGUAUUCAGGACAAGCAAUUGUUAGAUUCCUUGAACGAAGUAGGUUUUAAGACCAACGCAGGAUUUGGCGGAACCGGUGUAUUUGGACUUUACUUCCGUGUAGGAUCCGGGUACUAUAUUGACGUCGGAUGUAGCCCAUUGAUUGUGGAAAAAAAGGUCAAGCUCAAACAUGGAGUUGGUAUCAAAAGAUUCCUCAAAACAGGCGUUGAGUUUACCGAUGGAACCAAAUUGGAAGGAUUGGAUGUAGUCGUUUUGGCAACGGGUUAUACAAACAUGAAAGAAACCGCAAGGAGAUUGUUUGGUAACAAAGUUGCAGAUAGAUUGAAUCCAGUGUGGGGAUUGGACAAGGAAGGAGAGAUCCAAACCAUGUGGAGAGACUCCGGACAUCCAAACUUUUGGUUCAUGGGAGGUAACUUGGCCCUUGCGAGAUACUACUCCAAGCGCUUGGCUCUAAAAAUCGUAGCCCAGGAAAAAGACAUCUUCUAUUAA